AAUUUAGGUUGGUACAGAGUAAAAAAUGACUUGUAAAGAUUGAGGUUAUGUUUAAAUUCGAGACGCGUGGAAUAACCCGCAAGGUUUCAGUUUUAUUUCUAAUAUUACUACUUACUUUUAUCUCUUAAUGUUCUUUACCGGGCAAGUAGAGACUUAUAUAAUUAUAUUAGUAGUUAAUAAUUAAAUAUUUAGGAAUUAAUUAAAAUAAUUAUUCAAAUUUAUGUUGGCACAAAGAUAAAAAAAAAUUACACCAUCUAAAAAUUCUGAUAAAACAUAAAUCGUCUUUUCCUUGAAAUGAACCGGUUCAAACGAUUAUUUAAUAAUAAAAUUUCCACAAUUGGAAUGAUUCAUUUACGAGCCUUACCAGGUACUCCUAAAUACGACGGUUCGUUACAAAAAAUCAUUGAUACGGCUUUAAAAGAAACCGAAAUUUACCUCAAACACAACAUUGAUGGCCUCCUAAUUGAAAACAUGCAUGAUAUCCCUUAUGUACAAUCAAAACGAUUCAAACCUGAAACUGUGGCUGUAAUGACUAGAAUAACAACGGAAAUUAAAAAGAUUAUUGGUCAAAAUAUGCCUUGUGGAAUACAAGUUUUAGCGUGUGGUAAUAAAGAAGCAUUAGCGAUUGCUAAAGCGUGCCAUUUAAGCUUUGUACGUGUGGAAGGAUUCGUUUUUUCUCACGUAGCUGAUGAAGGUUUUACUGAUGCGUGUGCUGGGGACAUAUUAAGAUAUCGAAAGGAAAUUGAUGCAGAAAACGUGUUAAUUUUUAGUGAUAUUAAAAAGAAACACAGCUCACAUUCAAUAACUUCUGAUGUUUCAUUAAUUGAAACAGCGAAAGCAGCUGAAUUUUUCCUAUCAGACGGUGUAAUUUUAACUGGAACAUCAACAGGAGCCCCCGCCGAUAAAAUAGAGUUAGAUCACCUCAAAGAUAAUUUAAAAAUCCCCGUUUUAAUUGGUUCUGGAAUUACUGAUGCGAAUUUUCAUGAAUAUAAAAGAGCUGAUGGGGUAAUUGUUGGUUCAUAUUAUAAAAAGGAUGGAUUAUGGUUCAAUGAAAUUGAUGAGGAACGAUUAAAAAGGUUUUGUUUGAGUUUAUAAAGAUGUUUUAUAAGCAUAAAAAUGAUUAAAAGAAUUUUUUACGAAAA
Messenger RNA from Onthophagus taurus, 1142 nucleotides. The record is from RefSeq and is a predicted model, not a curated record. NCBI's taxonomy places the organism in Eukaryota, Metazoa, Arthropoda, Insecta, Coleoptera, Scarabaeidae.